AUGCAGACGCCCUUCCUUGUCGUGAUCGCGCUCUUCGCGCUCUGGGUUGUCAAGACCUAUGUCGAAUGGCGCAAGGUUAAGGAUUCGCUCCGGAACUAUCCCGGCUUGCGCUACCUCAUUGGAUACGCGUCCUGGCUCAUUGCGGGCCGCAUUCCUUACCUUGCCGCGGGUAACAUGAGCGGGUGGCGCCAGAAGCACCAGGACUUUGUCGAUUUUGACUCGGAUAUUAUCUCCUCGAUCAGGGUCCUUCCUAAGCCGGGUGCAUCCCUGCUUCUUGCAGAUGCUGAAGCUAUAAAGGCUGUCACGAGCGAUAGAACACGCUUUCCCAAACCUCUCGCUCAGUACAAGAUCCUCACUUUCUUUGGGAGUAACAUCGUAGUCACGGAGGCCGACGAAUGGAAGCGGCACAGGAAGAUAAGUGCUCCGUCGUUCUCCGAGCGCAACAACCGCCUGGUAUGGGACGAGUCGAUGAAUAUCGUCAAGGAGCUCUCCGAAGUCGUGUGGCUCGGCAAGGAUGAGGUCGCCAUUGAUAACAUUGUCGACCUUACUGUGCCCAUGGCCCUUUUCGUGAUUGGCGUUGCCGGCUUUGGCCGACGCAUGUCGUGGAUUGAGGAUUUCACUGUCCCAGCCGGGCACGCGAUGCCAUUUAAGGCAGGUAUAGACGCCUUGCACAUUGUUUCGAACGAUCUAUGGCUCAAAGUUGUUCUACCCUCAUGGCUGCUCAAAUGGGGCCCCAUUGAGCGAAUACGUCGGUUUCGGACGGCAUAUGAUGAUCUUGAGAGAUAUAUGAUCGAGAUGAUUCGCGCACGGAAGACGCAGGAGAAGAAAGAGGAGCGGUAUGAUUUAUUCAGCAGCUUGCUGGAUGCGAAUGAGGACGAGUCGGAUGGGACAAUCAAGUUGAGUGAUAGCGAGCUUAUGGGCAACAUUUUUAUUUAUUUGAUUGCCGGACACGAAACCACCGCACAUACGCUAGCGUAUACAUUCAUUAUGCUCGCGCUGCACCAAGAGGAGCAGGAGACGCUCUACCAGCACAUCCAAAGCGUCGUUCCUGAAGAUGUAAUACCGUCAUACGAGGAGAUGGGCAAGCUGACGUACCCGAUGGCCGUGUUCCUUGAGACAUUGAGGAUGUUCCCUCCUGUGAACGCCAUCCCCAAAAAAUCCGCCGAGGACACGACGCUGGUAACGCGCAACAUGGCCGGUGAGCCGCGCACCGUGCCGUGUCCCGCGGGCAUGGGCCUCGUCAUCCAUACUCCCGGGUUGCACUAUAAUCCGCGCUAUUGGGAAGAUCCUUUUACUUUCAAGCCGUCGCGGUUCUUGGCGCCUGACUGGCCGCGUGAUGCGUUCUUGCCAUUCAGUGGCGGGGCGCGGUCGUGUCUCGGGCGGAGGUUCUCAGAGACGGAGGGCGUGGCGAUUUUGACGUACAUGAUUAAGCACUUCCGCGUGGACGUGCGGGAUGAACCCCAGUUUGCGCACGAGACGUUCCAGCAGCGCAAGGCGAGGCUACUGAAUUCGAAGGCGGCGAUUACUCUCUACCCGGUGAAGGCGCCGCUUGUGUUCAAGCGAAGGUGA
Messenger RNA from Laetiporus sulphureus 93-53, 1569 nucleotides. RefSeq names its product cytochrome P450. Lineage: Eukaryota; Fungi; Basidiomycota; Agaricomycetes; Polyporales; Laetiporaceae. The coding region runs from base 1 to 1569 and encodes 522 amino acids. The transcript is spliced from 17 exons. The record is from RefSeq and is a predicted model, not a curated record. Gene Ontology annotation, molecular function: heme binding; monooxygenase activity; iron ion binding.